Messenger RNA from Perca flavescens (yellow perch), 700 nucleotides. RefSeq names its product pyrin. The record is from RefSeq and is a predicted model, not a curated record. The transcript is spliced from 3 exons. The coding region runs from base 196 to 645 and encodes 149 amino acids. Lineage: Eukaryota; Metazoa; Chordata; Actinopteri; Perciformes; Percidae.
CUCUGCCCUUCUAUCUUUCAAUCUCAUUCUCUGUAACAUGAACUUGAACUUGUUUGCGUUUGUGGUUUCAAACUUCCUGUCCAACAGCCUAAGUUAGAAUCUAAAAGUAGUCUUUUACCAUUCAAUGCUAUUACAUCUUCAAUAGAUUAAUCAGGACAGUCGUGUCUAAUUACCAGAGCCACUACGUGAUCAGAAAUGCAGGUUCCUCUUCUGAUCUUAGACACUCUGGAUGAGCUGGGUGCUGACGAGUUCAAGAGGUUUCGGUGGAAUCUCACUCAGCCUGUGCUGGACGGAUGUCAGCCCAUUCGUAAGGGCCAUCUAGAGAAUGCCGACCGACAGGACACCGUCAGUAAGAUGAUAGACAGCUACGGUGAAGAAACAGCUGUGAAGGUGGCUGUUGAAAUCCUGAAGAGGAUGAAUCACAACAACGCUGCGGAGAAGUUGAAGAAAACAUAUCCAGGUGGAUCGACAGCUGCACAAACCCCCUCUCCUACACCUCCCUCCUCCUCCUCCUCCUCAUCUUCCUCGGGUUUGACCGCUGCAGAUGGUGCCACAGUUUGUGCCCAGGGUAGAAGUGUCAUCGUGGCACCCAACAUCACAGGCACCAGCUCUGGUGUAUCAAUUAAUAUGAACAUAAAUAACUGAUUCUGUUUUUGAUGUUAAAUGGUUUUACACCUCAUUAAAAUGUUUGUAAAACAUA